Nyctereutes procyonoides (raccoon dog) is the source of this 2059-nucleotide messenger RNA. RefSeq names its product protein tyrosine kinase 6 (gene PTK6). Lineage: Eukaryota; Metazoa; Chordata; Mammalia; Carnivora; Canidae. The record is from RefSeq and is a predicted model, not a curated record. Gene Ontology annotation, cellular component: extrinsic component of cytoplasmic side of plasma membrane. Gene Ontology annotation, molecular function: non-membrane spanning protein tyrosine kinase activity; signaling receptor binding; ATP binding. Gene Ontology annotation, biological process: cell differentiation; cell surface receptor protein tyrosine kinase signaling pathway; innate immune response.
CGCCCCAGCACCCUCGGUGGGUGGUGGGUGGUGAUGGCCGGGAGCCCCCAGGGCAGUGAGCGGACGGCAGCGCCCACCUGGGCCUCAGGCAGCAGAGAGCUCGCCGUCCCUCCGGCCCCGCUGGUCCCGAGCCCCCGCAGGUUGGGCCAGGGUGACCUCCCACAGGCCCUGUCCUUCCCCCCACCCCCGCCUCACUCCCACCUGAGCCCCCACGGCUAGCCAGGACCCCAGGGAGGGCCCAAGCGGCUCAGGCCCGGCUGCGUGGCCACGUGGUGGACACGCUUCCCGGAGCAGGUGGGCAUGACGGUUGCCCAGGCGGACCGGCCUCAGUGGGGGAGGGGUGGAGGCGGGAGCUGCUGGGCCGGCAGGGGGCAACCCUGGGUGCCGGGGAGCCCAGGGAGAGGCCACCUGGUGGCUGCAGGUGUGGCCGCCUCUGCACAGGGGAGCAGGCCGGCUCCCGGGCUGGGAGGGGACGGCCGCGGCCCAGGCACGGCGGCGAGGCCAGGAGGCCAGUCCUGCUGCACCGGCCAUGGGAUCCCGGGCCAGGCCCACCCGGGGCCCCAGUACGUGGGCCUCUAGGACUUCCAGGCCCGCACGGACGAGGAGCUGAGUUUCCGGGCGGGGGACCUGCUCCGCGUGGAAGGAGGAGGACUGUGGGGGGCCGUGCUGCUGGAUGCGGCCGGUGGGGCCCUGGGCCAGGGCUACGUGCCCCACAGCUACCUGGCCGAGAAGGAGACGGUAGAGUCUGAGCUGUGGUGGCUCGGCCGCAUCUCGUGCUCCGAAGCGCCGCACCGGCUGCAGGCCGAGGACACCCUGGGCACCUCCCUGGCCGGGGCGAGUGAAAAGCCGGGCGCCAACUACGUCCUCUCGGUGCGGGACAGGCGGGCCGUGCCCACGUCCUCCCGCAGGCUGCCCGAGCUCCUGGAGCAUCACCAGACCAGGAGUCUGUCCCACGGCCCGCGGCUGACCGUGCCCUGCCGGAAGCUCGAGCCCAAGCCCCUGCCCCGUGAAGGCUGGGAGAGGCCGCGGGGGGAGUUCACGCUCUGCAGGAAGCUGGGGUCCGGCUACCCCAGGGAGGUCUUCGAGGGGCUCUGGAAAGACCAGGUCCGCGUGGCUAUCAAGGUGAUUGCUCGAGGUGACCUCCUACACCAGCACACGUUCCAGGCGGAGGUCCAGGCCACGAAGAAGCUCCGACACAAGCACGUCCUGGCCCCGUACGCCGUGGCAUCCGUGGGGGACCCCGUGUACGUCGUCACGGAGCUCAUGCCCAAGGGGAGCCUUCUGGAGCUGCUACGCCCACGAGGAAGCCCUGCCCUCUCGGAGCUGGUGGGCCUCGCGUCACAGGUGGCCGAGGGCACGUUGCUGCAGUCGCAGCACUACACCCACCGGGACCUGGGCCGGAGCACCCUCGUGGGGCCACACAUCUGCAAGCCGGGGACUUCGGGCGCCAGGCUCACCAAGGAGGACGUCUGCCUCCCCUAGGACCGCAACAUCCCUCACAGGAGGACCGCCCCCGACGCCCUCUCCCCAGGGCUUUACUCCAUCAGAUCUGACAUGCGGUCCUUCGGGAUUCUCCUCCACGAGAUUUUGAGCAGGGCGCAGGUGCCCUAUCCGGGCAUGUCCAACCACGAGGCCUUCCUGAGGGUGGACUCGGGCUACCGCGUGCCCUGCCCCCCCGAGUGCCCACCCACCGCACACAAGCGGAUGCUCUCGUGCUGGCACAGGGACCCCGAGGAGAGGCCCUGCUUCAAAGCCCUGCGGGAGAGGCUCUCCAGUGUCACCAGGUACGAGGACCCGCUCUGAACGACCCCCUCCUGCCGCGGCCGUGGAGGCAGCUGGCCCAGGAUCCGGGGAGAGGGGCCGGGUGCCACCCUGGGCCUCAAACCAGGAGUACGGGCAGAGGAAGGUGCUAACACGCCCCUUGGGCCACGGGCCCGCCCUGUCCGGGUGCAGCGGAGGCGUGGCCCCUGCUGUCCUCCUGAGACUCCUGGACGGUGCCGCAGCCCUCUACAGCCAACGCCAACUCCAGAACCCUCCGGCGCCUGGUUACCCUCCCUUC